Messenger RNA from Condylura cristata (star-nosed mole), 846 nucleotides. RefSeq names its product choline kinase alpha (gene CHKA). NCBI's taxonomy places the organism in Eukaryota, Metazoa, Chordata, Mammalia, Eulipotyphla, Talpidae. The record is from RefSeq and is a predicted model, not a curated record. Gene Ontology annotation, molecular function: ethanolamine kinase activity; choline kinase activity. Gene Ontology annotation, cellular component: cytoplasm. Gene Ontology annotation, biological process: CDP-choline pathway; phosphatidylethanolamine biosynthetic process. The coding region runs from base 1 to 846 and encodes 281 amino acids. The transcript has 10 exons.
AUGACGCGCCGACCACCCGGUUUUGUGACGGAGCUGAGAAACGCCUCGGGGGUUCCUGCGGUCGGGGAGGAGGCCGCGGCCGCCUCGCUAGCGGGACGCGCUUGCCUGGGAGCCGCGUUCCCACCAGGCUUGCUUUUCUCGGUCCCUUCUGCUCUGAGUCCAGGCCUGCCCCGCAGUCCUCCCUUGGACCCUGGACACAGAGGCGGCCUGAGCAACAUGCUGUUCCAGUGCUCCUUGCCCGACACGGUGGCCCCCAUGGGCGACGAGCCCCGGAAGGUGCUGCUGCGGCUGUACGGCGCCAUCCUGAAGAUGGGGGCCGAGGCCAUGGUGCUGGAGAGCGUGAUGUUCGCCAUUCUGGCCGAGAGGUCGCUGGGGCCCAAGCUCUACGGCAUCUUCCCCCAAGGCCGCCUGGAGCAGUUCAUCCCGAGCCGGCGAUUAGAUACUGAGGAGUUAAGUUUGCCAGAUAUUUCUGGCCCUGCUGGAGUCAACGCCAUCCCCAGUGGUCUUUUGUCACAACGACUGUCAGGAAGGGCCCUGCUGGAGUCGACGCCAUCCCCAGUGGUCUUUUGUCACAACGACUGUCAGGAAGGGAACAUCCUGCUGCUGGACGGCAGGGAGCGCGCUGAGCAGCAGAAGCUGAUGCUCAUCGACUUUGAGUACAGCAGUUACAACUACAGGGGGUUCGACAUCGGGAAUCACUUCUGCGAAUGGAUGUAUGACUAUAACUAUGAAAAGUACCCCUUCUUCAGAGCCAACAUCCAGAAGUACCCCACCAGGAAGCAGCAGGACUACGCCCAGGCAAGGUUCGACGCCUAUUUCGACCAGAAGAAGCGGCUUGGGGUGUGA